GCUUCAUAAUAUUAGGUAAUCAUUCCAUCUUACCUUCUUCACCUUACAAGAUAUAUAUAACAAAAUAUAAUGGUAUUUAGUAUAUCUAAAGCCUCAGAAUGUAACUAUUUCUAUAAUCAUUCAUCUCUAUGACACAUAAUCAUGCAGGCCUUUCUCCCGCAUCCGUCGAGACCAUCGCCGGUCUGUCCGCUGGAUCCAUAGCAACCCUCGUCGUCCACCCCCUCGACAUUGUCAAGACUCGGAUGCAGAUUCACCAACAUGGCGCGGCAACAUCUCAACAACCUCUAACCACCAUGUCAUUAAUCCGCACUUUGACCCAGACACCCCACCCCAUCGCCUCUCUCUACCGGGGUCUAACGCCGAAUCUCCUUGGCAAUGCCUCGAGCUGGGCGUCCUUCUUCUUCUUCAAAGCGCGCGCCGAGCGGGCUCUCCUCGCUCUAAAAAGCUCACCUUCCACCACGACAUCACUCACGCCGCAAGACUACUUCCUCGCCUCCGGCGCAGCCGGGAUCUGCACGCAGGUUCUCACCAACCCAAUCUGGGUCAUGAAAACGCGUAUGCUCUCCUCCGACCGGGGCGCCGUUGGUGCAUAUCCGAGUAUGUUAUCCGGCGCUGCGCACCUGCUGCGUAACGAAGGGUGGCGGGGAUUCUACCGGGGUCUCGGCAUUAGUCUUCUCGGAGUCGCGCAUGGAGCGGUGCAAUUCGCCGUGUAUGACCCAGUGAAGCGGUUGUAUUUCGCGAGACGGUCGCCCGGCCACCGAGAGCAAAAGAUGAGCACCGAGGCUACGCUUGUUAUUUCUAGUGUUGCCAAGCUCGUCGCUGGAGCUGUCACGUAUCCAUACCAGGUGAUCCGCAGCCGCUUGCAGAACUAUGACGCCGAUGCGCGGUUCGGCCGGGGGAUCCAGGGGGUCGCAAGGAGGACGUGGAGAGAAGAAGGGUGGCUCGGUUUCUACCGUGGCAUCAUACCAGGAGUGGUGAGGGUUCUACCCGCGACCUGGGUCACGUUCCUGGUAUACGAAAAUAUGAAAUUUUAUCUACCUCAGUGGACGAGUUAGAACACUAGCAAUUCCCACCCGCAGCCUGUAGCUGUGGCCUACAUGCCUCUAUUACUAUAAUGCCGCCUUGCUGUAUAUAUAUUCCGAAUUGCACUCAGGAUGAAUCUUCGUUCCCAGCUAAUGGAACAUGUACAUAUAUCUGUAUUUGAUAUAGCUGCUAUUGGGUUAAGUAGAUCAAUG
This is a messenger RNA of Hypoxylon trugodes, 1235 nucleotides long. RefSeq names its product mitochondrial carrier. The transcript is spliced from 2 exons. Gene Ontology annotation, molecular function: FAD transmembrane transporter activity; folic acid transmembrane transporter activity. The coding region runs from base 129 to 1055 and encodes 308 amino acids. The record is from RefSeq and is a predicted model, not a curated record. Lineage: Eukaryota; Fungi; Ascomycota; Sordariomycetes; Xylariales; Hypoxylaceae. Gene Ontology annotation, cellular component: mitochondrion. Gene Ontology annotation, biological process: folate import into mitochondrion; nucleotide transport.